AGAGUUCCUUUUCUAAAACGGAAACAAGAAAUCUUUUUUUAAUCUAUGUUACGCAAAUCUGGAACAAUUUCAAAAAUCGAAGAAUACUCCCAAAAAGCCAAAAAAAAAAACGUUAAAAAGAUGAAAACACAAAUAAACAAUAAAAACAAAAAUAGACGGAUUAGAAUAUGUCCACAACACCAAAAGUCCAAUUGGGCAUUGUCAUAAUAUGUCUCCUAACAGGCCGGUAUUGAUUGAGAAUUUCCAAACUAUGGGCCGGGCUAUCAGAAGCCCAUCAAGGAUGGUCUUUGGAGACGAAGAAAAUCGUCAGUUAGUCAUUUUCGUGAGGCACAGUUCACCACCAUGUCUGGACAUUGGGACUGAUUCAUGGGGUCUGGAAAAAGUAAAACACCGGCCGUAUAUAUUUCAUAGUAUAAAAAUUCCAAAGUACACCUUUUUGUUCGUUUUCGAUAAGUACAUGCCAUUUGUGCUUCGUUGGCAUCGAGGGAGGCUAGCCAAUACGGUUUCUUCUUCCGCGUCUUCUUCUGCCUCCGAGACAUUGUGCUUGUCGUUGUGUCUGAUCUCCCAACACCAUAAACUACGUAUACCCAUCUAAAUUGUUCAAAAAACAGUGUUCGAGUUUGUUUUGGAGAUAAAAAAAAAUUAAUCAAUGGCGACCAACCAAGAUCAAGAUUCGACCACCAUCGUUAAGCUGGAAAAAGCCUGCUCCGAUUUGAACACCCUUCUUAAAACCUCGACCACAAUGGAAAAAAGCCUAACUACAAUGGACAGCCAGUUCGAUGCUAUAGACGAAGCACUUUCCACUGCGUCAAGAAAAAUAGCUCCUUUACAGUCUUUGGCCAUGGCCACUAAAGCUCUUGACACGCGAAUAAACCGUGCUGUCACUCCCGCUUUUGCUCUCCUUGAAAGCUUCAAGCUUACUGACUGUCUUCAACACAAGCUACUCGACCUCUCCUCCAAAUUAUCAGAGACCAAAACACCGAAGAAACGGCUCGAGAAACUCCUCAAAUACGUGGACGGUGUUGACCAGCUGAAUGCCGCAAUAAACUCGAUCAACGAAGAGGGUGAGCCAGCAAUUCAGAAGCUUCAAGAGGUGGUUGAAUUCUUGAGCAGGACAAAAGCAACAGGUCAAAAUAGGAUAAUUCGUUUGAGAGAGACACUGAUCACCUUGAAGGCUCUGUAUGAAACAGAGGUUGAUUCCAUGAAGUUUGAAGGGUUGCUUGAUGAAGCUUUGUUAAAUUUGCAGGAUGAGUAUGAGAGCUUAUUGCAGCAAAUAAAGCAUCCAAAUAUGAGGGAUUUGCAGGCCGAUGAUAAAGAGAAUAACCAGAUUGUGCUAACCAAUUCUGAUUUGGGCACUGAAAUGCAGGUCGAAGUUCUUAGACGGAUUUCAGAAACUCUGGCAGCGAAUGACUGUUUGGAUAUAUGCAUCGACAUCUUUGUUAAGGUGAGGUACAGAAGAGCAGCGAAAGCGUUAAUGCGGCUAAAUCCGGAAUAUCUUAGAGUUUACACACCAGAAGAAAUCGAUGAAAUGGAAUGGGAAAGCUUGGAGACAGCCAUAGCCCUUUGGAUCCAACACUUUGGACUGGCCGUCAAAACGGUGUUGGUAUCGGAGAAGAAACUGUUCCAACAAGCCCUGGGAGGCAUCAUGGAGGGACUGAUCUGGCCAGAGUGCUUCGUAAAGAUCGCCGACAAGAUCAUGGCGGUUUUCUUCAGAUUCGGAGAAGGCGUUGCCAGGAGCAGCAAGGAGCCUGAGAAGCUGUUCAAGCUUCUAGACAUGUUUGAUUCCUUAGAAAAACUCAAGCCCGAAUUCUCACAGGUUUUCGAAGACGAAGCCGGUGCAGAUAUCUGUACUCGGUUUAGAGAACUCGAAAAGCUUCUUAUCCAUGCAUCAAGCAAGGUGCUUUGGGAAUUUGGUCUCCAAAUCGAAGGCAAUUCGGACGGUUUUCCUCCUCCACAAGACGGUUCUGUCACCAAAAUAGUAAGAUACGCCAUUAACUACCUCAAAUACCUUGCAACGGACAAUUACAUGGUUAUCAUGGCAAAAGUUCUCCAAACAGAGCAAAUAUGGAAAUCCGGAAUCUUAUCCAAACCCGAAUCCGAGGAAAACCUUCUCAGAGAAGCAAUAUCCAAUGUCAUGGAAGCUUUGCAGAGAAACGUGGAGUCGAAACGUUCGCGUUACAGGGACAAAAUUCUACCACAUAUAUUCGCCAUGAACACGUACUGGUACAUUUACAUGAGGACCAAAAACACAGAGCUGGGAAAACUACUGGGAGAUCAGUAUCUGAAAAAGAAGUACAAGGUUGUGGCGGAAGAAUCAGCUUAUAUGUAUCAAAAGCAAACCUGGGGACCUUUGGCGAGAAUGUUAGAUAAGGAAGAUUUGAAGUGGCGGAGCAAGGAAGAGUUGGGGCGCUUGGUAAGAGAGAAAGUGGAAGCCUUUACGAAGGGUCUGGAUGAGAUUUUGCUGAGACACAAAGGGCAUUAUAGUGUUCCUGACAUUGGACUGAGAGAGCAGAUUAGAGAAGCCACAACGAAGCUCGUGGUUACAGCUUAUACUGAGUUCUUAGACUUCUACUCCGAUGCAUUGCAAGGGACUUUGUAUAUUGGUCCUGAGUCGAUUCAGGGGAAACUGAAUCAGGUGUUUGAUAGUGCAUCUGGAAAGAUGAGACGUCGUGAUUCAUAUAGUCGGACGGCUAAGGGAAAUCCGGCAUCAGUGGAGGCCGAGAUCAUGGAAUUCCAACGGUCCAGAUCAACUAAUAGCGAUGUCAGAGAGCUUGACAUCGUUCUAGAUUGAGUAGUCGAGAAACGACCGUGUUUCAACGGCUUCACUUAGAACCCUAUGUAAGUGGUAAAGGAAUCGGUUGGAUGGCGACGGUGAAAGUUGGGUUUUAGCAGUUUUACAGUGUAUUAGCAUGCGAAGCGACUCAUAUAAAAAUACUGUACAUUGUGUUGUUUGGCUGUACCUUAAUGGUGAAGAUGAAACUCUUGAUAUUUAAGCCAUUUUAUUCAAGUAAUAAGCAAAUUGCAAUAAGGUAUUAGUUUGAAAACAAAUUAAUAACAAAUGCAUUUACCAAAACAUAAAAAAUAAACAACCA
Messenger RNA from Ziziphus jujuba (common jujube), 3092 nucleotides. RefSeq names its product exocyst complex component EXO70I. Bases 650 to 2791 code for a protein of 713 amino acids. Gene Ontology annotation, cellular component: exocyst. NCBI's taxonomy places the organism in Eukaryota, Viridiplantae, Streptophyta, Magnoliopsida, Rosales, Rhamnaceae. The transcript is spliced from 2 exons. The record is from RefSeq and is a predicted model, not a curated record. Gene Ontology annotation, biological process: exocytosis. Gene Ontology annotation, molecular function: phosphatidylinositol-4,5-bisphosphate binding.